AUGUGGCCCAAGAGCACAAGGCCAUCCAUUGAGCCACCUGAAAUCACUCCUAUGCCAGGAAGACCAAGGAAAAAAAGGUCUAAAGAUAGUGAUGAGCCUAGUAAGAAGAAGUUUGGAAAGGCUACAAGGAAGGGGAGAAAAAUGAAAUGCUCUUUGUGCAGGAAUUUUGGACAUAACAAGAAAAGAUGUCCAAUUGCUAAAAAUGGCUAUACUACUGGAACUGCAAGAACUACUACAGGUGGAAGUGGUGGUGCAACUACUUCAACUGCUUCUACAGGCGUAACUGGUGGGGCUACUGGUGGUGCCACUGGUGAAAGUGGUGAUGCAACUACUUCAGCAGCUUCUACAGGUGUAAUUGCUGUUGGAACUUCUGGAGGUGCAACUACUGGUGGAAAUGGUGGUGCAACUAUUUCAUCAGCUUCUAUAGGUGUAACUACUGGUGGAAGUGGUGGUGCAACUACUAAAAGACCAGCCACUACUUCAGCAGCUUCUGGAGGUGCAACUACUGGUGGAAAUGGUGUGGUGGUGCAACUACUAAAAGACCAGCCACUACUUCAGCAGCUUCUGGAGGUGCAACUACUGCUGCAAUAA
Solanum tuberosum (potato) is the source of this 591-nucleotide messenger RNA. RefSeq lists its product as uncharacterized. Lineage: Eukaryota; Viridiplantae; Streptophyta; Magnoliopsida; Solanales; Solanaceae. The record is from RefSeq and is a predicted model, not a curated record. The coding region runs from base 1 to 591 and encodes 196 amino acids. The transcript has 4 exons. Gene Ontology annotation, molecular function: zinc ion binding; nucleic acid binding.